AAGACAAAGCACACACAAUACAUACAGCAGCAACUAAUAAAGAAAAAAGAAGCCUCCCGCUGAAGCUUCGAAUCCUCUUCCAUUCCCUCCCUCUCACCAGCACUCGAGCAGCAAGCAACCAAGCUCCCAAGGACCCCAGAACGCCCCGAGCUCCCCACUCCCUCGCAGCCAAUCCGAUCAGGCAAGCCCGGAGCACGUCCAUGGAGAAGUACGAGCUCCUCAAGGACAUCGGCUCCGGCAACUUCGGGGUGGCGCGGCUGAUGCGGAACAGAGAGACCAAGGAGCUCGUCGCCAUGAAGUACAUCCCGCGCGGCCACAAGAUUGACGAGAAUGUGGCCAGGGAGAUCAUAAACCACCGCUCGCUGCGGCACCCCAACAUAAUUCGGUUCAAGGAGGUUCUGCUCACGCCUACGCACCUCGCAAUCGUCAUGGAGUACGCCGCCGGCGGCGAGCUCUUCGACCGGAUCUGCACCGCCGGAAGAUUCAGCGAGGAUGAGGCGAGGUAUUUCUUCCAGCAGCUGAUUUGUGGCGUUAGCUACUGCCACUUCAUGCAAAUUUGCCACCGGGACUUGAAACUGGAGAACACGUUGCUGGAUGGUAACCCAGCUCCGCGUCUCAAGAUCUGCGAUUUUGGAUACUCCAAGUCAUCGCUGCUGCACUCGAAACCCAAGUCCACUGUUGGGACUCCUGCAUACAUUGCUCCGGAGGUGCUCUCUCGCCGGGAAUACGAUGGCAAGAUGGCAGACGUGUGGUCUUGUGGAGUGACCCUUUAUGUGAUGCUUGUUGGUGGAUACCCUUUUGAAGACCCUGAUGAUCCCAAGGAUUUCCGAAAGACGAUCGGGAGGAUCGUGUCAAUUCAAUACAAUAUACCGGAGUAUGUCCACAUAUCGCAAGAUUGUAGGCAACUCCUCUCUAAGAUCUUUGUCUCGAAUCCUGCAAAGAGAAUAACGAUAAGGGAGAUCAGAAACCACCCCUGGUUUCUGAAGAACUUGCCUAGAGAGUUAACAGAAGUUGUACAAGCAAAGUACUACAAAAAGGACAACAGUGCUCCGAUCUUUUCUGACCAAACCGUUGAAGAGAUCAUGAAAAUUGUUGAGGAUGCACGCACGCCACCUCCAUCAUCUGUUCCGGUGGCUGGUUUUGGGUGGGCGGAGGAAGAAGAUCAAGAAGAUGGAAAGAGAUCUGAUGAGGAACACAAGAACGACGAUGACGAUGAGGAAUAUGAUGUCGAGGACGAGUAUGACAAGCACGUAAAGCAAGUCCAUGCUAGUGGAGAGUUUCAGAUCAGCUGACGAGAUCAGGUUGCCAACCAGAGGAAAUUUGAUUGCAUGAGAUAUUGUUUAUAUUUGUGGUAGUUAUGGGGGUGCUGUUUGUUUUGUAUUCUUGUAAUUGUUGUCGUUGAGGGUAUCUUUUUUUUGGUGUGAUAUUACAAAUUUGUAGAUUAUCAUACUGAUAGUGUCAAUGUAAUUGCAGUAAAGGGUUGAGUUUUUAAGCUA
Molecule: messenger RNA, 1496 nt
Organism: Lolium rigidum
Lineage: Eukaryota; Viridiplantae; Streptophyta; Magnoliopsida; Poales; Poaceae
Product: serine/threonine-protein kinase SAPK7-like
Exons: 9
Coding region: 201-1292 (363 amino acids)
Biological process (GO): protein phosphorylation; intracellular signal transduction
Molecular function (GO): ATP binding; protein serine/threonine kinase activity
Source: RefSeq, a predicted model, not a curated record